Messenger RNA from Venturia canescens, 9006 nucleotides. RefSeq names its product Rab3 GDP-GTP exchange factor (gene Rab3-GEF). Gene Ontology annotation, molecular function: guanyl-nucleotide exchange factor activity. The transcript is spliced from 34 exons. The record is from RefSeq and is a predicted model, not a curated record. The coding region runs from base 585 to 6398 and encodes 1937 amino acids. Gene Ontology annotation, cellular component: cytosol. Gene Ontology annotation, biological process: regulation of Rab protein signal transduction; regulation of apoptotic process. Lineage: Eukaryota; Metazoa; Arthropoda; Insecta; Hymenoptera; Ichneumonidae.
CCUUUCCACCUUCUUCCUUAUUCUCCCUCUCUUCCUGCUUGAAGUCAACGUCGCGCAGUGACGGGGCGCGCUUGUUCGCGACAACACGAGAGCUGCAUCUUGGGUUACUUUUUGAUAUAUAAAUACGUCACGUAAAGGUAGUCCCCGUAAAUCAAAGAAAUCCAAUUAAGAGUUAUCGACGCGAAUCCCUCCCCUCACCGCACCUAUUGCACUUUGAGUAAAUAAUUAAUUCGUGUUUUAUUUCGAGCCCAGAGCUCCACUCGUUAAAAAUGAAAUUCGAGAACUUCGGGGCCAUCAAUAUCCUGCCAGAAGUGGAAUUUUUAUUUACGGGAUAUUGAAUAAUGAACGAUUAAAACUCUGCACUAAUUGAAUAUCGUUUUUCCAACGUUUUCUGUUCUCGUUUCAAGUGUCUGAAUACAGCAUGUGUCACAAAACACGCAACUCGAAAAGUUGGGAGGUGGGCGUCUCCAGAAUGAAGGGAUGCCAGAGUUCGAGGACGAUAGAAAAGAAGUAGUGCUAUCGGAGGAUCAGAUGUCGCCAGCGGACGUUAAACACCGGUGACGAAUUCAUCAUCCUCAAGGAUCAUGGAUAUACAGAAGAAAUUUUUGUGCCCCCGCUUAAUGGACUAUUUGGCCAUUGUGGGGGCGAGACCUUCGCCAGGAUCUCGUCAGCCUGUGCAGGUUCCAGAACUGUUGCGCAGGUAUCCUGUGGAGGAUCACAAAGAUUUUCCUAUGCCCUUGGACAUGGUUUACUUCUGCCAGCCCGAGGGUUGCAGUAGCGUCGGUCCAAAGCGUACUGCUUUAAGGGAGGCAACCUCUUUCACCUUCACCCUGACCGAUAAAGAUUCAGGAAAAACUCGAUAUGGAAUUUGCGUUAAUUUUUAUCGACCGAUCGAACGGGCAAGCAAUUCCGGUAGUGGAGGAGUUUGGGUCCGGAGGGAAAGGAAUGAUCCCAAGCUCCGAAAAGAGAGUUGGCGAAAAAGCAUGGAGAAAAGCUCGGACUCGGCAUUCUCAAGCGAUUAUAGGAGCAGUGUGAUCGGACCAAGCGACUCGGAAAAAGACUGUCCCAGUAGAAGAGACUCGGAUACCCCGGUGACCUCACGAGCCCCUAGAUUAGGAAUCACUGCCCCCAGCGGAGAUAGCGAAAGUGGCGGAAGUCAUUCGCCUUCGCCUCGAGCAUCCCGACGAAGACAGCGGAUACGUAACCACUCGUUGACGUCGCUCUGCAUCAUUUCCCAUCAUCCAUUUUUAACGAGAUUUCGCGAAUGCCUAUUCGCUCUGAAACGAAUAAUCGACGCCUGCAACGAAAAUUCAUCCCCUCAAAAAGUUGGUGCGUCCAGACAAACAAGCAGAGACACUGUUUGGAGCGUGCUGACUGGUCAAGCUUUUGACGCAGCACCAUCAAUCGUGCUUCACGACGUUAGAGAAAUCGAGACCUGGAUUUUGAGAUUACUUAGCGCUCCGGUUCCGGUUCCCGAAAAAACCAGGGUCGAAGUUGACAUUUUGUCACCACAAUUGCAACCGCUGUGCUUCGCCCUGCCCGAUCACACGCGAUUUUCCCUCGUCGAUUUUCCACUCCAUUUGCCACUUGAACUUUUGGGCGUCGACAUGUGUCUCAAAGUUCUUACUCUCAUUCUCCUUGAACACAAGAUUGUUUUACAAUCCCGAGAUUACAACGCUUUAUCGAUGUCUGUGAUGGCCUUCGUCACGAUGAUAUAUCCCCUCGAAUACAUGUUCCCCGCAAUUCCAUUGCUCCCAACAUGCAUGAGUUGCGCGGAACAGUUGUUACUCGCACCCACACCAUUCGUCAUUGGAAUACCAGCCUCGUUCCUGAUGUACAAAAAAAAAUUUAGGAUGCCCGACGAUAUAUGGCUCGUCGAUCUCGAUAGCAAUAAAAUUACUCCACCGACUGGGCUCAACGAUAAUUUGCCCCCCUUACCUGAACCUGAAGGAUCGAUACUCAAAAAUCACCUCAGACAGGCUAUGCAGCUGAUGGAUCAGACGGGCUCUGGUGCAAUGUCGAGCGCGGGAACACCACAGCCUCGCCAAACUCCCAUAAGGAAUACGUCGCCUCAGCCUCCGUCGCUUCAAUCUCCCACGCGACGAGAAAGUUCAUCUUCUCAUCACUCCACUCUAAGCGUAACGAGUACAAAGCAUAGGCCAAGUAUGGAUUUAGGAAGUUACAAUCAACACAGUCCGUUGAGUUCACCGGGUCAAUCAACGGUGUCUAGUCCACGGCGUGCGUCUCGGGCUAGCUUGUCACAUUCGCCACAAAAGCCAUUGGCUCAAGGGUCAUUGCCGUUCAAUCCGUUUAUAUAUGGGAACGACGUGGAUUCUGUGGACGUUGCGACGCGGGUCGCGAUGGUCCGUUUCUUCAACUCGCAAAACUUAUUGGCCAAUUUUACGGAACAUACGCGUACGCUGCGAUUGUAUCCGAGGCCAGUUGUCGCUUUUCAAAUAAAUUCAUUUUUGCACUCGAGGCCAGGACGCGCGAAUCCCUUCCUCGAGGAAUUCGCUCGGACUCAAGCUGUCGAAUUUCUCGCCGAAUGGUGUUUGACCCCGAGCAAUGUCGCCUUUCUACGAGUCCAAACUGGCGUUUUCGACCCCGCACAAAUCGGGGACAAAUGUCGAUGGUUCGCCAACACUCUCGAACCUAUUUGCUUCUCCGUGUGGGACCCGAGCAGCUCCCUCGCUAAUGCACUCAAAUCCGCUGAAGAAAUGGAAAAUCAACCCACCGACGAAAGCGGAUCUGACUCCGAGGGUGCUGAUAGCACCAGCUCUUCCUAUUCAUCCUUGAGUGACUUUGUUUCGGAAAUGGUCUCUUCCGAUCUCUCACCCAGCUAUAACUGUCCCCAAGCGACACUGCCGCAGCCAAUGUCGUUGUCGGUCGAUCCAAAGAACGUUUAUCAUCCACCAAACAGUUUGCAAUAUCCGGGGACUAUCGAGGACCCAUCGAAUCGUCCGGAAAGUCCAGCGAGCACUUCAUCCAGUCACAGUGACUUGAGUAGUCCCAGUUUCAACAGGGAUUCCGAGCUCGAAUUGAACCCUAAAUUGCAGGAAUCGUUGCCGGCCACCAAAGGCGAUAACGAUAAAGAGGAGGGAGGUAGUUUUGAAUCGGACUCUGCAUCGACAACGACAACUCCACGAACUGUACUGAGCGCUCAAAGUACGGUAGGACAUAUUGGAAUUGGCGCGACAACGAGUUUCGCGAGUUCUGCUGCGAUCGUCGACACUGAACGCCCUACCACCCCUCACAGGACCUCACGCCUUAGUAGAUCUGUCACUCCAGUUCCACUGAUUGGUACAACGGGUCUUCAACGUCAGCCGAGCGUUGGUAACGUUCUCGCACGUACUUCGAGCUUUGGCUCAGCGGUUGGGCCACUCUUGCCGAGACAAUCGAGUGCGGGAAGUGACAGUAGCGCGUCAUCGCGAGCCGGAACUCCAUCGAACGCCCAACGACAACGCAGUCCCUCCGGUGGUUCUCCUUUGCAGCAUCAAAAUAGCGGUGGUGCAACUGGAAAUGGCGUACUCAGGCAAGGAUCCCAAGGCUCAUUGUUCGAACAAAUUGCUAGUCAGGCGAAAGACCUCGUGCGAGAAACCACCAGGCAAAGUAGCCAGGAUGGACUUCUCGCGCAUAUGGACAAGCUGAAACAUCAAGCGAAGGAAAAAAUCAAUGAAGCUGGGGAAGACAGUCUUUUCGCACCGUUAGAACAGGCACUAACACAACAAACAAAAAAAGCUGUCGAUGGUGCUACAAAAUCGGUUCAAGAGGCCUCCAAAUCCGCUCUUGAAGCUAGCAAAACUGCUGCUGGCGUCAGCAAAAAUACCUUCGACGAUUUGACCUACGUGGGCAAAAGCACUUUCGGCGAUUUAACGAAAAGCGCGAAAGAGGUCGCAGCGAAAAAAGGCUUACUCAAGGGACUGGGAAAAUCGCAACAAUCUCCGCCUCAUACACCAGGUUCACCGGGGAUGAUGCCACGCAAGGAUUCGAACAGUAACCAAUUGGUUGCUUCCGAUCCUCGGAGCGGACGCCGGGAUAUGGGUCGCGACUUUUUCAGUAAUGUCAGCAGCGAUCUAAACGGUAUCGCUGCUCAAACGAGCAGCAUGUUCAGCGAUCUCUUUGGAAAUAAAAAUAGUUCUAAUCGGAACGCUAGUCCGCACCCCCAGUCGCAAAAAACAAAAGAAAAGAGCCAGCCUUUCGGACCUUUCCGUAGAGGCAAAACAGGGUUGAUGGAGAAAUCGUCGUUGAUAAAACAUUCGCCAAGCAAAAGCAAUCAGGAGGAACUUCAACGGAUGCAAAAUGCUGAGAGAUCCAACACCAACAGUGACAAUCAAGCUUUUCUCACAGAUGUUGUCAAUCAAGCUUUAGCGGGUGAAGGCAUCGGGUGGUUCAAAAUAAAUCGUAUGAAGGAUCUCAUGAAGGACGAAAGUUAUAGGGAUUUCGUUGUGACAAAAUUAAACAAGGGUCUCAACAGGAAAAUCAGUCCGGAUGAUCAUAUCGACGAUGUGUGCAUCACCCGACCAAUGUACAAAGAAAUGCUAAAGUGCCUUCAAGCGGUAGCCAAUGGCUUGGCGAACUCAUACAGAAGCGACGGAUUAGGAGGAAUGGCCUCGGUUUUUCAACUCAUGGAGAUCGCUCAUACACAUUAUUGGAGCAAAAAUUUGGCUGAGGGCACCUUUGAAAGUCCCUGUCUUUAUCAGGAAAGUCCAACCGAGAGUAGAGACAAUUCAAAAUCGCCUCAGUCUCCAGGACAUCCAGAAUUUUCUGACAGCAGCCACAAAUCUUCUUCGUAUUCGCACGAUUCGCCGAAAAUUCGGCUCGAGGCGCCACGCUCGCAACAACAUUCGGGCCCUGACUCGGGACAAUCGACUACCGAAAUGUUCUUCGAUAUGUUCACGAAGAAGGGCAAACUUUUGAGCAAGCUCACCUCCUUCGAUUCUGACGGUCAAAAAAGUGCGGGGGCAGCGAGCAAUGAAACUUUGUCUUCGGAAACGAGCAGCGCGAUGGGCCAAGGAGUUUUUCGUCAUGCUCAUCAAGCUUCGAUUCGCAGUGCAGUUUCCGAUAGCGAAGUCGAUCAGAGCAAUCUUUUACGCGAAAAACAACGAACUGGGAGUGUGUGGUCGAGUAAAUCAUCUUUGACCACUGGCUUUGGAUAUCAUGGUCGUGGUUUGGUACCUUCGACUACGACACCCAGCCCGGACGCAGCAAGAACAUAUUUGUUCGAAGGUCUUCUGGGUAAAGAUCGUAUCGGACUUUGGGACCAGAUGCAAUUUUGGGAAGACGCCUUUCUCGACGCUGUUUCUCAGGAACGUGACAUGAUUGGAAUGGAUCAAGGUCCUGGAGAGAUGAUGGAACGGUACAAGAGUUUGAGCGACAGCGAGAGGCGGCGCUUAGAACACGACGAGGACAGGUUACUAUGUACACUUCUGCACAAUCUUACCGCCAUUUUGGUGAUGCUGAACGUUGAAAAGAACGAGCUGAAGCGGAAAGUACGAAGGCUUCUCGGGAAAAGUCACAUUGGGUUGAUAUACAGCCAAGAGUUGAACCAGCUGCUCGAUCAGAUUGACAAUCUCCAGCAUGGCAACGACAUCGACCUUAAACCCUUGACCUCGCGUCAAAUGCAUCGCCAAUCCUUCACCGUACACUCCGGUACCGACGCCGAUGGAGAUUUACGAUUUAUGGAAGUACGUCACGAUGGCCUCGUCCUCCGAUCCGUGAACGGCGUUAUCGUCGAGCGUUGGUGGUACGAACGCCUCGUCAACAUGACCUGCAGCCCGAAGAAUAAAGUUCUCUGCUUGUCUAGGCGAAAUGGUGAACAACUCGAAUUUCACAAUUAUUAUACAAAAAAAUGCAAGGAUCUUUACUAUUGUAUAAGAGACGCGAUAGAAAAGGCAGCAGCGCGAGGUCAUGCGAACUUGGGUGUCGAGCUCGGUGACGAGUUUCCGGUCCAGGAUAUGCGAACAGGGGAAGGUGGACUUCUCCAGGUUUGCAUUGAAGGUGUUGGUCUCCUGUUCGCCAAUAGCAAGGAUUUCGAGUUCUUUGUAAGACUAGAUCAUAUCAGCAAGUGCUUUACUCAGAAUGGUGGGAUCUUCGUUUUGGAAGAAUUCAAUCCAAAAACUAGACAAGUAAUUCAACGUAAAUAUAAGUCACCAAUGGCUCGCGAAAUUUGGUACGCAGUGACUUGUGUAUUCUCAUAUUUGUCGACUGGCAUGAAACAACGCAAAUUGGCGCAAAGCAAAGCGUUGCCACAGCCAGCAAGUACAGGCAGCGGGACUGCGGAACAAAAGCAGCAGCAGCAACAACAACAGCAACAACAUCACCAACUUCAGCAGCAACAAUCGAAUCCUCAAGGCCAUAGAACAAUGCCUGUGGACCCUUUCCAGAGUCAUCAACACUGACGAAAAGGCAGACAUUCGUUGCCCUUCGUCUACGACUCAAAUAGCUGUGUCCCAUACGCUUGUUUACCUUGGGUGUGAAAACGACAAAACAAAAAUAAAAAAAAAAAGCAAAAAAAUAUUUCAAAACAAAAAAAAUUGGAAGACUUGCGCACGGAAACGAAGGCAUCGAACGAACGUCUCGCUCACACACUUACACUAUCAGACAUUUCAUCAUUGAAAACGUCUUGAAUACUUGUCGAAAAAAUCAUCACUAUACACCCUUCGAAAGACUGUCAAACAUUCUUUUCAUCGAGAGUGCACCUCCGAGCUUGAAAACUCACGAAUAAGAGAAAAUAAGGCCAUGAGCAUUCACAAAAACAAGAAACAAUAACGUGAUCCUGUGUUCAUAAUGUACUUAACCCUCAACGGCUUCUCGGAGUAUUGUUCAUCCCCAGAGAAAAGUCUUGGCCCAAUGCCUAAUCCAUUGCAGAUCAUCAAACUUGUGUCGAUGAUUAUUCGUAUUUUUAAGUUUAAGUUUAAGUUUAAGUUAAAAAAAAAAAACAUCAGAGCUUGUGCAGCGUUCGUUAUAGAAUGCAUUAUCAUCUUCAGAGCAUCAUUUAAUAGGUGAUUAAAUUUUUACUUGAAAUAUUAAGGCCUUAUAUACGCUUGGGAUGGGCGGAAAAAUCGAAAUUUAUUUUAUUAGAUAUUCUUCAAUUACAAUGUCUGAAGAAUGUUCUCAUUAAAUUUCAUAAAGAUAGCAUUAGAUUCGUAGCUAUGGGUACUUCAACCGACCACCUCGUGCACGCGGUCGUCUAAUACUUGAAUCUUUAAACGCGAUUAUCUCAAAGUCGUCUUUUUUGAAAAAUACCUUUGCAGUGGACACAAUUACCAAAAAAUUAUUAAUCCGAUCCAUACCAAAUUUAUACCACUUAUUUAUUAUAAUAAUAUCUAGAGCCUGCAAGAAAGAUUUUGUAUUCUGUUGAUAAAAAAAAUUGUACAAGUACAUGAACAUAUGUACUAAUGAAUGUCGUUCACAGUUUCUCAAUAAACAUUUAUUUUCUUGUCGAAAAAAAAUCAAGAAAAUGACGUUUUUUCGCCCAUUGCAAGUGUAUAGAAGGCCUCAAUGACUACCGAAACUAAACUGUUUUGCAUAAGAAAUUCUUAUUGAAACUUUGUUUACUUUCCAAAUUUUAUAAUAUGUUAAUGCUUUUCAUCAGCAAACGCGAAGUUCACUCAUAUUUCAACACUUCGAGAAUAGCAACAAUUUCUUUCAAGUUUAAAUAUUUUAAUAUUUUAUCCAUUAAGGGUUUGGAAGUAUUAAAAAAACGCCAAAGUGCCCACUCCGCUGCUCUUGUAUUUACUACAUGAAAAUGUUGCCGUUAAGGGUUAAAUUUUGAUCAAUCUCGCUGUAACCCCGUUACUCAUAACAGAGUUCCUAUGACAUAAUAUUGCAUGGGUUGGUCGGUUUUCGUGUGAAAUUACCAAUUUUUUGGCUUACUGUAAAACCUUAAAUAUGUGGAGCACAAAAAUCACAAAAAUAAGACAUAGAAAGUUUGAAGUUACUCUGAUAUCUGAUGCACCAUUCAUGAUAAAUCAAAUGCACAUUGUGACAGCCAAUGGAAAAUGAAAUAGCAGUAAGAAUUUUGAAAUGGGCGUUAGUGAUUUGAGAAUGUCUCGACAUCGGAGCAUAGAACAACUGAGAACUUAUCUCUGGAAUUUUGUGAAAACCCUGCUCAGCUGGAGCUUGUGUUCGUAAUUUCAUGCGAUGAUGAGGCCAAAAAAUUUCGUUGUUCGCAUGGGAAAGAAGCGUCAACGAAAACUUCUCAACUUGUAUAUCUAAAACUGUACAGUCAUAGAUUAUUUAGUUGGAAUUGAGGAGACGAGGAGGAUACAGAGCUCAUAGAAAACCGAACAAAUUAAUUGUACAUUGCAAAUUUCAUGCUCCAUAUAUAUUUUUAAAACUGUAAUCAUGAGAGUUUCACAGAUGAAACUCGUUCAUCUUUGUAGAACGUUUGUUCUUUCAAUCACGGUCUGAGCGGAUUGUUGAGAAAAAAGAGAAAGAAUUUCUGCGGUGUAGAACGCUGCCUGCUUUAGGUAUUCGUUUUGUUAAAAAUGAAUAUAAAAAUAUGAUAUCACUAGAAACUCUAUACAUACACAUAUUUCAGAGCACUCGAGACGUUCCGAUUCAGUAAUGAAAAAAGUGCUCUUGCAAUCGUGACAUCCUAUAUUAAAGGCGAUUCGAUUUGUUUGGAUGUUUGCGUUGUAAACGCAAAUAACUCGUGUAUAGGAUGUUAAGAAUGAAACGGCAGAAUGAGGUCGCUGCAAUCCCUAUUUGAUAAUAGAGGUAAUGCGAUGAUGAAAAAUGAAAAGAAAAUAUACAAAAAAAUUGUCCGAUUGACGGAUUAACUAGUAAACUUUAAUCGGUUAAAACCAAUCGAUAAUUCUCUGAUAAUCGAUAAGAAUGUCUUUGCUUAGUGCCACACACGUUUAGACAAUAUUUAACAAUCGUUAUGAGUCGUGAAGCAAGAGCAAUAUAUGAUGAGCGCAGGAUGGAUUUAGAACAAUUUAGACCCCUUACUUUUAUAGAAGUCUAAUUACCCGCAGAAAAUAUAUUUAGAUUUCUGCAGUA